Phaeodactylum tricornutum CCAP 1055/1 is the source of this 1002-nucleotide messenger RNA. RefSeq lists its product with no specific name. The record is from RefSeq and is a predicted model, not a curated record. Lineage: Eukaryota; Bacillariophyta; Bacillariophyceae; Surirellales; Neidiaceae. The coding region runs from base 1 to 1002 and encodes 333 amino acids. The transcript has a single exon.
AUGAUUACACUGGCUGAGCUGACACUUUUGGAGAAGUUGGGAUACAAUCGCAUUGAUGGACCAGCUCCUUUGGUGAAGCAGUGCAGAUAUUGGCAAGCCCAAAAGCCAAUGGAACACUGUGAGGACGCCAUGCUCAACUGGGCCAUUAGCCCAUCAUCACAGCAAUACCCCACACCGGCGUUGUGGCAGGGAGGUGGCAAUUGGGGGGAUUUGUGGCCCAAAGCUCAUAGUCCUCGAGAAAAGUCGAUGGAACCGCUGCUGCGAAACAACUAUACGGUGGUUUCCAUGCCCCAGAGUCUUUACUUUCAGAAUCCAAACAAUGAAGUUCAGUUGACUUCGGCUAUGAAAGGAAGUAUUGCACGUGGCCUGGGCCGGGACGAUCACUUUCUGGAUUCGAACGAGGGCCGCAAGCAAGCCGCGGCACGCGUUGUCCUUUCUUGGCGAGAGCACGACAGCUACGACAAAGCGCAACAAUUGUACCCGUUUGCUACACACAUACUGGUGCCUGACAGUGCCUUUCAGCUAGGACCAUUCUCACCAAUAGUUCCAGAAGACGAAUCUUUGAAGGUAGAUAUAGUUUUGUUUCUCCGGGAUGAUAAAGAGUCCAAGUACAUGCCGCAGCGCAAUCGGCGUGCCAUUCAAGAAAUCCUAUCAAAGGUACCCAAUGGCAAGAACUUGUCUUUUACAAUUGUGGACUGGUCCGAUCGCUUGAAACUAUUCAAUUCAAAAGACAUCCUUUUCACAAAGACAGCCAUCCAACUCAUGAGUAUAGGGAAAGUGGUCGUCUGCGAUCGACUUCACGCUGCCAUUUUGUCGUAUUUGACGGGAAUUCCUAUUGUGUACCUUGAUCAGCGUACGGGUAAGACCACCAAGACCUUUCGCGUGGCAUUUGAGCUAGAAGACGGUUGCUUGGAUGGAACAAAGGCCAUGUGGUCUCAAGCAUUGAAUCUGACCGACGGCAUUCGGCAAGCUGUGGGUUUCCUGGAUUACUACGGACUUUAG